This is a messenger RNA of Cicer arietinum (chickpea), 864 nucleotides long. RefSeq lists its product as uncharacterized. NCBI's taxonomy places the organism in Eukaryota, Viridiplantae, Streptophyta, Magnoliopsida, Fabales, Fabaceae. The record is from RefSeq and is a predicted model, not a curated record.
UAAUUCAAAAAUCAACAAUCUCAUUACCAAGUCUUCAAAUUGGUCAAGUCUUCCAAACCCAAAAACAAGUUCAUCGUUCAUGAACCUUCCUCAUUCUUUUUUAACCCUUUUCUUCGUAUAAAAUCUUCAACUCCAAAACACAAACCACAAAGCUUAUUUUUAUUUUUUGUUUCAUAUACUUUAGAAAUGCAAGACACCCUUCAACAACAAACUAAAGAAAGUUCACAACUUACAUCAAAGAUGUCGAUUUCCGGUUCAAACAUGAACGAUGGUUACUUAACCAUGUCUCAACGGUUCAGACCGGCUUGUACUUGCUCGAACCGGCCCGGUUCGGUUCGAUGCGCGCGUCAUGGGUAUGUUGUGCCAGGGGAGAGGUUGAAGAAGCGCGUGGCGAGUAAAGAGAUUUUGAGAAGAGCAUUAACGCCGCCACCGAAACGUUUAGGACUUAGAUGGUUGAAUUUCAAACCAACGCCAAGUAGACUCUCUAACAUGUCCAUGGCUUCAUGUUCUUUUUGACUUUCUCUACCUAAUUCUUGUUCUGUUUUUUUUUUUUUUUCUUGGGAUGAUUGUACAAGUUUAAAUCAUAUUAAAUUAGAUGAUUUUAUAUGUGUUUGAUCUUUAUAAAGUUUUAAUUUUUACACUUGGGUCAUCUAGUUUUGUACCCUUCUCUAUUUUCUUCUUGAAAGUCAAUUGGGUAUCUAUGUGUUCACUUUUGGGUAAUUUAGAGAGAAGAUUUUGAAUAUGUUUUUGUUUUUCAUUACUUUGAUUCAAUUGUUAAUGUUUUAAGUUAGAUAAAGUUGGUGAUUUGCACAUGUGUUACUAUGUCUGAAUCAUGCCUUCAAUUGAUCCAUCAAUUUACGUUAA